Messenger RNA from Mytilus californianus (California mussel), 2052 nucleotides. RefSeq names its product beta-galactosidase-1-like protein 2. The transcript is spliced from 19 exons. Bases 69 to 1922 code for a protein of 617 amino acids. Lineage: Eukaryota; Metazoa; Mollusca; Bivalvia; Mytilida; Mytilidae. Gene Ontology annotation, cellular component: vacuole. Gene Ontology annotation, molecular function: beta-galactosidase activity. The record is from RefSeq and is a predicted model, not a curated record. Gene Ontology annotation, biological process: carbohydrate metabolic process.
GGUACGCUCGUGGACGUCUGGAACGGUUACAUGUAUCGACAGAAUAUUACAACUGUGCAAAUGUAAAAAUGUCGGAAGUCUACAGCAGUACGGGAUCUUUAACAUUUCGAGAUAGAAAAUUCUAUUUAGAUGGCGAACCAUUCACAAUUCUUAGCGGAGCAAUGCAUUACUUUAGAGUUGUACCAGAAUAUUGGAAAGACCGAUUAAUGAAAAUGAAAGCAUGCGGACUAAAUACAGUAGAAACAUAUGUGUGUUGGAACUUACACGAAAAGUAUCCCAAUGAAUUUGAUUUUUCUGGAAUCCUGGAUGUGCGAAAGUUUAUAAGACUAGCAGAAGAAGUAGGCUUGUAUGUAAUAUUUCGACCCGGGCCUUAUAUAUGUGCUGAAUGGGAUUUUGGAGGAAUGCCUGCAUGGCUUUUGCGUGACCCUGAAAUGAAAGUACGAAGUAAUUAUAAGCCAUACCAAGAUGCUGUAGAUAGAUUGUUUAGUCAACUGAUUACACUGGUGUCCGACUUACAGAAUUGUCUAAAACUGCCUGAAAAAUCAAGCGGCGGACCAAUUAUAGCAUUUCAAGUUGAAAAUGAAUUUGGUUCCUACAGUAAAGAAUAUGAUCAUCUAAAGUUUAUUCAUGAGACUUUGGUAAAAUAUGGUGCUAAAGAAUUAUUCUUGACGUCUGAAAAUCCAAACGGGAUAACAAACUGUCUUUUCUACGAUCGAGCUCUUCCGACUGCAAACUUUCCCAGUAUGAAAGUUGGAGCAGAUACCUUGGACCUGAUACGGAAGUGGAGUCCAAGCUUUCCUCUUAUGGUAACGGAAUUCUGGUCCGGCUGGUUUGACCACUGGACAUCUACACACAAAGGACUGCCUCUUGAUGACUUUGCUCAAACACUCACAGACAUUCUUGAUGCCGGAUCGUCUGUUAAUAUGUACAUGUUCCAUGGAGGUACAAACUUUGGUUUUAUGUCUGGCGCCAAUAGAUUUCCAGAAUCAACUUAUAAGCCCGAUGUCACCAGCUAUGAUUAUGAUGCCCCAUUGAGUGAAGCAGGAGAUAUUACAGCUAAAUAUCUCAAAGCAAGGGAUAUCAUAUUCGAAAAAAUAUUGAAACCACAAGGCAUUAACAGUUUACCGAAUAUUCCACCGAACACACCAAAAGCCAGUUACGAUCCAGUAGAAAUAAAAGAGUACCUUUCACUGGAUUUAAUACUAGCAUAUUGCAAUGCUAAGGUGGAAUCUCCUAAACCGUUAAACAUGGAAAGUCUGCAGAUUCACAAUGGUUUUGGACAAAACUAUGGUUAUAUUUUAUACCGAACUACGAUCGGUAAAGGUAGAAAGCUCAGAUUUGAGAAGCAGCCUACGGAUAGAGCUCAGAUUUUCAUUGAUGGCAUGCAGAAAGGUGUGUUAGACUGGCGAAAAGAUUCUGUAGAGCAGGAAGUCAACACAGACAAGGAAAACAACACUCUAGAUAUUUUUGUUGAAAAUCAUGGAAGAGUAAACUAUAUCGAAAUUGGCGAAAGUCUAUUAAACGAGCAAAGGAAAGGUAUAACCGGAAAUGUGUAUCUUGACGAUAAAUGUAUUAGUAACUGGACCAUUUUUCCACUAGAAUUUGACAGUGAUUUUGUUCAAAGCGUAUUGAAUGGUAGCAACUGGACAAGCUCUCAUGGAAAAAAUAUCCCAGUCUUAUGUAGAACAAUUUUGACUAUCAGGGAUACAACCAAAGACACAUUUCUUCUCCUAAGCGAAUGGGGCAAAGGAAUUGUAUUCAUCAAUGGGUUCAAUCUUGGUAGAUAUUGGAGUGAAGGUCCUCAAAGAACAUUGUAUGUACCUGCUCCUAUUCUGAAAACUGGUGAUAAUGAGAUUUUGAUUUUUGAGCAUCAACACGUUGGAAAGAAGGUGGUGUUUGUAAAAGAACCAAUACUCAUAUGAAACACUUGCUUUUUCAAUUAGCAGCUUGUUUGUCCUUUCACUGUGAUCUAACAAUAAUAUGUAUCUUUUAUAACUACGCUUUCUGAUUAUAAAAUCAAAAUAAAGAAUAAAAAAUCUGAGAUAGUCAUUU